UGUUACUCUAAGUCCACGAACUGCGAUUGGGCAGCGUAGACGGGGCACUUCCGGUGCCCGGGUGCCUGGGUUCUCGGCAGGAAGCGCAAAAUGGAGCCCGGAGCCGCGGCCCGCGCUUGGUCUCUCCUGUGGCUGCUGCUGCCCUUGCUUGGCCCGGUCUGCGCUAGCGGUCCCCGCACCUUAGUGCUGCUGGACAACCUCAACCUGCGGGAGACGCACUCGCUUUUCUUUCGAAGCCUGAAGGACAGGGCUUUUGAACUCACAUUCAAGACCGCAGAUGACCCCAGCCUGUCCCUCAUUAAGUACGGGGAGUUCCUCUAUGACAAUCUCAUCAUCUUCUCCCCUUCGGUGGAAGAUUUCGGAGGCAACAUCAACGUGGAGACCAUCAGUACCUUUAUUGACGGUGGAGGCAGUGUCCUGGUAGCUGCCAGCUCAGACAUUGGUGACCCUCUUCGAGAGCUGGGCAGUGAGUGUGGGAUCGAGUUCGACGAGGAGAAAACAGCCGUCAUUGACCAUCACAACUACGACAUCUCAGACCUUGGUCAGCACACGCUCAUUGUGGCCGACCCUGAGAACCUGCUGAAGGCCCCAACCAUUGUUGGGAGAUCAUCUCUGAACCCCAUCCUCUUUCGAGGUGUUGGGAUGGUGGCCGAUCCUGACAAUCCUUUGGUAUUGGACAUCCUGACGGGCUCCUCCACGUCUUACUCCUUCUUCCCGGAUAAACCUAUCACCCAGUACCCCCACGCGGUGGGGAAGAACACCCUGCUCAUUGCUGGGCUCCAGGCCAGGAACAAUGCCCGGGUCGUCUUCAGCGGCUCCCUGGACUUCUUCAGCGAUGCCUUCUUCAACUCGGCGGUGCAGAAGGCUGCGCCCGGCUCCCAGAGGUAUUCCCAGACAGGCAACUACGAGCUAGCUGUGGCCCUCUCCCGCUGGGUGUUCAAGGAGGAGGGUGUCCUCCGUGUGGGGCCCGUGUCCCACCAUCGGGUGGGUGAGACCGCCCCACCCAACGCCUACACCGUCACCGACCUAGUGGAGUACAGCAUCGUGAUUGAGCAGCUCUCAAAUGGCAGAUGGGUCCCCUUUGAUGGUGAUGACAUCCAGCUAGAGUUUGUCCGCAUCGAUCCUUUCGUGAGGACCUUCUUGAAGAAGAAAGGUGGCAAAUACAGCGUCCAGUUCAAGUUGCCCGAUGUGUAUGGAGUGUUCCAGUUUAAAGUGGAUUACAACCGGCUAGGCUACACGCACUUGCACUCUUCCACUCAGGUGUCGGUGCGGCCGCUCCAACACACGCAGUACGAGCGCUUCAUCCCCUCGGCCUACCCGUACUACGCCAGCGCCUUCUCCAUGAUGCUGGGGCUCUUUAUCUUCAGCACGGUCUUCUUGCACAUGAAGGAGAAGGAGAAGUCCGACUGAGGCGGCCGAGCCCUGGGACUCCUCAAAACAUGCAGAUGGGGGUUACAUAGGGUUGGGUUGUCUUUUUAUGGUGUUGUGUGUGUUUCACUUGUUUGUUUUUUUAAGCUGUGGGACAGUGGCAGAGUCUCACCUCAGUGGGAGACACGGCACUGAGUACCGUGGGGGUGGGGGUUGGGGGAUGAUUUUUAUGUUGAGUUUUUCCACCUAAUGCUAAGUGGUAUUUUCCAUGUGUGGUCACUCUCAUUUCUAAGAUAAAAAGAAGCCUUGCCCUCCAA
This is a messenger RNA of Neofelis nebulosa (Clouded leopard), 1685 nucleotides long. It is a transcript of the gene DDOST, whose product is annotated as dolichyl-diphosphooligosaccharide--protein glycosyltransferase non-catalytic subunit. NCBI's taxonomy places the organism in Eukaryota, Metazoa, Chordata, Mammalia, Carnivora, Felidae. The record is from RefSeq and is a predicted model, not a curated record. Gene Ontology annotation, cellular component: endoplasmic reticulum membrane; oligosaccharyltransferase complex. The transcript is spliced from 11 exons. Bases 91 to 1410 code for a protein of 439 amino acids.